Aureobasidium pullulans EXF-150 is the source of this 4374-nucleotide messenger RNA. RefSeq lists its product as uncharacterized. The transcript has 2 exons. Gene Ontology annotation, molecular function: protein binding; phosphorelay sensor kinase activity. Gene Ontology annotation, biological process: phosphorelay signal transduction system; detection of visible light; regulation of DNA-templated transcription. Bases 1 to 4374 code for a protein of 1457 amino acids. NCBI's taxonomy places the organism in Eukaryota, Fungi, Ascomycota, Dothideomycetes, Dothideales, Saccotheciaceae. The record is from RefSeq and is a predicted model, not a curated record.
AUGCCAGAAGACGCCCAGAGGGACUCGUCUCAAGAACGAUCCUCGUCUGAGCGACCCCGAAAGCCAUCACAGCUCUGGCCCGGUGCAGAUCAGGCAAGAGGUGGCCGCUCACCACUGGACCCGCUGAGCCCCGACGUUCAGGACCGUGUCUUUCCCAUCCGCUCCGUUGUUUCUGUCGACCCCAACGCUACUCCGUCGCAUCGUUCCGAUAAUGGCAACAAUGGCUAUUUCCACCAAGGACAUCAACAAGGGAGGAGGUUCUCAGCGAACAGUGACUCGGAACAAAAGAAGGAGACUCAAGACCGCCAGUCCUCGAGCACGGCUCACCAAAGAAGGCAUCCUCCACAACUGUUCAACGAACUCGCUUCUAGCAGAAACGAUAGUGACAAUGUCACCCUGAACUCCACUAGCUCGCGGGACACCCGACCUCGUUCGUCCGAUCGCACAGCGUCAAUGAGGAGUAUGGGUGGUCAGGAUGAGAUAGGCAGUGGUUUGCUCACUGCCCGUUUCAAGCACGUCGUUUCUGAAGGUGGCCAUGCUAUUAUCACGGGCAGAGAUGGUGACACGCUUCAGCGUUGCGAAGACGAGCCCAUUCAUAUCCCAGGCGCCGUCCAGAGUUUUGGACUACUAAUAGCCUUUGAGGAGGAAAGUGAGGGCAAGCUGCUCGUAAGGGUGGUGAGUGAGAACUCCAAGAGACUCAUCGGCUACACCCCAAAGCAACUCUUUGCCCUUGACAGCUUUACCGAUAUUCUCUCUGAGGAUCAGACCGACAACUUACUGGACCACGUCGAUUUCAUUAGAGAUGAAGAUGCAGACGUGGGGGCUAACGGCCCCGAGGUUUUCACCAUGUCAAUCAGAACUCCACAGCGAAAGCUGCAGAAGCUGUGGUGCGCUAUGCAUAUCAACGAGUCGAACCCUGGCCUAGUCAUCUGCGAAUUUGAACUCGAAGACGAUCAAGAAUUCCCACUAGUCCCUGCCAACGAAGGAACACCCGAUCUUCCGGAAGACACGCUCAGCUCGGAUCCUACUGCAGACGAGUUCGCCGAGAGCACAGAAAUUGCUAGCAAACCUCUUCGAGUAUUGCGCAGUGCCAGAAAACGGAAGGGCGAAGCUGCCGCAAUGGAAGUCUUUAACGUCAUGUCUCAAGUCCAGGAGCAGCUCGCUUCCGCUCCCAACCUUGACAAGUUUCUCAAAAUUCUCGUCGGUGUCGUAAAGGAGCUUACCGGGUUUCAUCGUGUCAUGGUAUACCAGUUCGAUGCUCAAUGGAACGGCCGUGUUGUUACUGAGCUAGUCGACCCAAGGGCCACCAAGGAUCUUUACAAAGGACUGAAUUUCCCUGCGUCCGACAUACCCAAGCAAGCGCGAGAAAUGUACAAGGUCAAUAAGGUGCGCAUGCUGUACGACCGCGACCAUGAAACUGCUCGCCUAGUGUGCCGUACUGUCGAAGAUCUUGAAACUCCUCUGGAUCUUACUUACUCCUACCUUCGAGCAAUGUCCCCCAUCCAUAUCAAGUAUCUCGCCAACAUGGCCGUACGGUCGUCCAUGUCCAUCUCUAUUAACGCAUUCGAUGAACUCUGGGGACUGAUCUCAUGCCAUGCCUACGGAUCAAGAGGAACCCGUGUUUCGUUUCCUAUCAGAAAAAUGUGCAGACUUGUCGGCGAGACUGCUUCUAGGAACAUUGAACGCCUGUCAUAUGCUUCCCGUCUUCAUGCUCGUAAGCUAAUCAACACCGUUCCGACUUCGAAGAACCCAUCCGGGUACAUCAUUGCCUCCUCUGAAGAUCUUCUCAAGCUGUUCGAUGCUGAUUUCGGCAUGCUUUCUAUUCGAGACGAAACCAAAGUGCUUGGUCACGUUGAUGAGACGCAAGAGGCUCUGGCGAUGCUUGAGUACCUCAGGUUGCGCAAGCUUACUUCUGUCACCGCUACUCAAGACAUCAAGGAAGAAUUCCCUGAUUUACGCUACCCGCCUGGCUUCCACCACAUCGCUGGUCUACUUGUUGUCCCGCUUUCUGCGGGAGGUAACGAUUUCAUUGUAUUCUUCCGCCGAGGUCAACUGCGAGAAGUCAAGUGGGCUGGCAAUCCUUACGAAAAGUUCGUCAAGGAGGGUACUGAGGGAUAUCUCGAGCCCAGAAAGAGUUUCAAGACUUGGAGCGAAACAGUCGUUGGAAAGUGCCGUGACUGGACCGAAGAGGAGAUCGAAACAGCCGCUGUCCUCUGCCUUGUCUAUGGAAAGUUCAUUGAGGUUUGGCGGCAGAAAGAGGCUGCACUAAAAAACAGCCAAUUGACACGUCUACUUCUAGCCAACUCCGCUCACGAGGUCCGAACACCGCUCAAUGCCAUCAUCAACUACCUGGAGAUCGCUCUCGAGGGCCACAUUGACGAUGACACUCGGGAAAAUCUAGCCAAGUCACAUUCAGCCUCAAAGUCGCUCAUUUAUGUCAUAAAUGAUCUGUUAGAUCUUACAAAGACAGAAGAAGGUGGCAAUCUCACCAAAGAAGAUCCUUUCAGUCUGUCGGCUACGUUGAAGGACGCCGCUAACCAAUUCUCUGGAGACGCGCGCCGCAAAAACUUGAGUUACGACGUUAUAGAGCAUCCUGGUCUUCCUGCUACCGUCAUUGGGGAUCAGCGGAAGGUUCGUCAAGCUAUAUCAAAUGUCGUGGCCAAUGCCAUCCAAAACACCAAGGAAGGAGGAAUUUGCAUUGAAGCGCACAUCAUCUCCCGGCACGAAAGCAAGGCUGAGGUCAUGAUCGCCAUCACUGACACUGGCUGCGGUUUCGACACCAAAAGGUUGGAUAGUUUAUUCAGGGAGUUGGAGCAGGUACAGAGUGAAGUUCACGACAUGUUGAAUGUCGAAGCGCCGGCUCCCAACGCCAAGCUGGUCGAAUCAGGCUCCGAAGAAAAACGCACUAUAGGUCUCGGCCUGGCUGUGGUAGCACGAAUUGUCGCAAACAUGAACGGGCAAUUGCGACUCAAGUCCGUCCAGGACAGAGGCUCGCGUUUCACAAUCCAACUUCCCUUUGAGCUGCCAGAGAACGAGCGACAAAAGACCAUCGAAGGCUCGAUUUCGGAGAGUUCCACACACUCUACAGCACUCACUGGUGGCGACGAGGAGGGUGAGAUCACUCUCGUAGACCGCAUCAGUCGUAGGCGUAACUCAGCCGAGCAAUCUUUGUCUCGCGCAUCCAGUUCCGAGAGCAUGCGCAGCAAGCGCAGUAUGAAGUCUGGUCGUAGCCAGGCAAGUCAUGACUCGGGCCGUAGUGAGGCCGACAGACUCAUCGACGCAAUCCAAUCACCUAUGGACAAUAAGCGCGGCGCACCUUCACGUGGCAGCAGCUCCGGCGGCCUCCAAAGACCCAAGUUGGGCUCACGGCAUAGCACUUCAGCACUUCCAAGCAGCAGUCAGUCACGGUCUCGCGCGCUUAGUCAAGGACAAGGUCCGCAAGAGCUUGUCACCGAAGUGAUCAAGGAUCCACCUGGCAGGCAGAGCAUCAUGGACCAGGGACGACCUGUCAAAGCUGUGCGCGUAGCGGAGGAGGACGAUGAUGUUCCCGCUGCGGCUCAAGAUCAGCCGCAUGAGUCCUCGCGCGUUCUCGACGAGCCCCAAGAAGAAGUUCCGGAGACGACAGAUGAAGCGCCUACAGCAGAUCACAUGCGCGUCCUGGUUGCAGAAGACGAUCCGGUCAACAGUAGGAUUAUCAAGAAAAGACUUGAAAAACUAGGCCACGAGGUUCAUCUUACGUCCAAUGGCGAAGAGUGCUCCAGUUUUCAUGGAGAUAAGAGUGGCUUCUUCGACGUCGUCUUGAUGGACAUGCAGAUGCCCAUUGUUGAUGGACUUACGGCAACCAAAGUCAUUCGUUCAUUCGAGAAGUCACACCCUACACACUUGCUUUCGACUCGAGCAUCCUUGAAUGGUCGCAUUCCUAUCAUUGCUGUCUCCGCUUCUUUACUCGAGCGGGAGCGUGACAUUUACAUCGAUGCUGGCUUUGAUGGUUGGAUCCUCAAGCCCAUUUCGUUCCAAAGACUUCAGGAGAUCAUGACCGGUAUCGUUGACAAGGACGUUCGCCACAAGAACGUUUACCAACUCGGCGAGUGGGAAAGAGGUGGUUGGUUUGAGGAGUCCCAAUCUGAUGUCUGGGAAGCCAAUACCAAACCGGAUGAUGACAAAAUCGCAAUGUCUGGACCCAGCAAAGCUGUCCAAAAAGAAGCAGCCAGUGACGACCCCCAAGAAAAGGGUUCAGACGACGACGACAGCAGACAGACCAAGGAGCAGCACAGAAUAGCUGCCGUGCAAGAUCGUGACGAUGGCAUCGAGCCGCCCCCGGAACAACAAGGCCAGGACGACCCAGACGUGAACGGAGAGCCACACGACUUUUAA